UGGGUGUGGGGCGGUGCCAGCGAGCUUCGCGGUUGCCGAGGCGACCGUUGAGCCGAAGCAGUCGCUACCUAGCUGAGCGCCCAAGAGACAACUGACGCCGUCGCGUCCGAGCUACCGCAGCAGCAAUGGCACAGGAAAACACGCGGCAGGAGAGGCAGACGCGAGACCGCGGCGCCGCCCGUUCCAAGGUGGAAAAAGCGCGGCCGCCCACCGUUCCGGUGCCGCAGGUGGACAUCGUCCCCGGGCGGCUCAGCGAGGCGGAGUGGAUCGCCCUCCUGGUCCUGGAGGAGGGCGAGGACGUGGUGGGCGACAUCGUGGCCGACCUCUUGGAUCGGGUCAUGAAGGCGGCCUUCCAAGUCUACCUGAGCCAGCAGUGCAUCCCGUUCACUGUCAGCCAGGCCCGGGAGGCCAUGCUGCAGAUCGUCGAGUGGCGCUUCUUGGCCCGGGACGAGGGAGAAUUUGCAGUGGCUGAGGACCCCACGUGGGGCGAGGACGAGGAGCCGCUGGCGUGCGUGACCGACACCUGGGCUCAGGGCUCGGUGCCCGUGCUGCAAGCGCCCGCCUACGAGUGCCUGGAGGACCUCGAAGACGAAGAGGAAGACGAGAACGAAGUAAGCCCAGCCUCCAGCCUCCGGGCGCCCAGAUCUCGGGCUCCUCCCCCUGACUUCUUUCCCAACCCCCUCUCUCAUUGCCCUGUGCGUUUCCCCCAGGAUUUUGGGAGCCCGGACCGGAUGCUUUUAGGAAGAUCGUGGUUGGCUAGAGGCUCCCAGGAGUGGUCAUCAGAACUGUUUCAGAAGACAGGAGCCGGGGGAACUUUGCAGGAACCUGACGGUCAGACGAGAAGUCACCUCUUGGCCAGGUCCCCGAACGGAAGUUUGCAAUCUUUGAGUCCCCACCCUCCCCUGGAGCUGUCCCAGGUAGCUAGCUCGCAGGCUUCUGCCGAGAGGGGACAGCCCCUGGACUCCUGCUUAACGCCUGAGGACCUCUACUCUCGCGCUCCGCGGCUAGACGCAGCUGGGGACCAACUGCCACGCAAGACGACAGAGGGGAUGCCGCGCGUGGCCUCGGUCGCGUCCUGCCCCUCUGGGGGCGACCUCACCACGCUCAGCCUCUCCACUUCCAUGCAGUCUCCCCAGCCAGGGUUUUUGGAUGCGCCUCACUACCGGGCAGGCUUCAAGGCUGUGAAGACACGUCUGGACCCCACACGGCUUCCUCGCCACUUGGUGCGCCCCUUGGCUGAGAUCGUGGUCGCCGACCCUGAACCUCAACCCUUGGAAACCUACCGCGGGCACCGAGGGCGCAGGAAGACACUGGCCAGAGCCAGGCCACAAGGUCCCGGGCCUGGGGACCGUGUCUCCUCAGCACCUUUCUUCCCUUUCCAGCCUAGUAUUCCUUUCUGUGCCUUGAGUCUAGACCCCACUUUAAACUUAGACCCACUCUUGCCAUUCUCCAGAUCAAAGGUGCCAUUCUCCAGCUGUAGAGCCCGCUUCCUCCCCAAGCACCCAGUGCUUGGUGACAUUCCCCGAAGCCCCAGUCCUAAACCAUGGCCCAGUGCCAAGUGGCCCAGUGGCUAUGAGCAGGAGGCUGAGCUGCUGGGGGAGCUGUGGGCUGGCCGGACCCGGGUGCCUCCGCUGGGGCUGGAGUCCACUGACAAGCAAGACCAGCAUUCUGGAUGGCCCCAGAUAGCACCCCAGAUCCUCGAGGCCUCAUCCCAGUUGCUGUGGAAGCCCUUGGUACGGCCAGAAGCUGUGAGACUGGUUCCUGGUGUGAGGAUGUGGAAUCGGAGCACCCAAGUACAUCUCAGCUCUGCAGUGCCUGAGAAGGAGGCCAACGGAGGCACCUCUUCUUCAGCUGACCAGCACGCCAUCCAGACAGGUGUGCCCAAGGCCCAGGUGACUGGGGCAGAACUAGGAAAAGCUGCCCCCAACAUAUGGCUGCUCCCUUCCAAGCCCAUGCCCCAUUCUGGUUCCUGAGCUUCUGCCUGUGUGAACUUGACCUCCCCACUGCCUAGGGGAAAUAAACACCAAGGUCUCUCA
Molecule: messenger RNA, 2036 nt
Organism: Cavia porcellus (domestic guinea pig)
Lineage: Eukaryota; Metazoa; Chordata; Mammalia; Rodentia; Caviidae
Gene: CUNH2orf81
Product: chromosome unknown C2orf81 homolog
Exons: 3
Coding region: 126-1973 (615 amino acids)
Source: RefSeq, a predicted model, not a curated record